Cinara cedri is the source of this 2192-nucleotide messenger RNA. The record is from the annotation of a GenBank genome assembly. Lineage: Eukaryota; Metazoa; Arthropoda; Insecta; Hemiptera; Aphididae.
AUGAAAUUCUACGCAGUCGUCGGUAUUGCGGCAGUUUUGGCCGCGCACGCUGUCGCCGCAGAAGAAACCAAAGAGAGUACCCCGGGAACCACGGCCGUAGCGACCGAUAAAGUGACGACCGGAUCGAAAUUGAAUUUCGGCUUUGACGGUAGUGAGUACAGUAUAUUUAUUUUUUUUAAAUACUCGUCGGUUAAUCCGAUGCAUUUUAUCACUACUGUUUUGGUCAGCAAUAUUAUACGAUGGUACCUUUUUAAUAUUAGUGCAGGAAAAAUGUAAUCGAAAUUGGAUCCGCACUAUGAAAGAUUUGGCACGUUUUACAAAUACACUCCUGACCGAUUAACACAGCCGCGAACAGCUCAAAUAUUUUUCGGGGGAGAUGGAGGCUUUAGUCUGUAUGAUAUUUAUCCAAUAAGGAUUUUAUUUGGGUAGGUCUGGCUGAGUUUUGAGACGCUAAACCCUCUAGUCCCUCCCCCUUAUUUGCACCAAUGCCAAUUGAAUUUAUCCUAUGUUAAUUUUGCUACGCAUACUAUGUACGAGAAAAUUCUGUUUUUUAUCGUAUUUUCUCACUGAAACUAUAAACUCAAAUGGAAUUGUUAGUUUGCGAAUUGUAUUCAAUUGGUUAUUUUCAUAGUUUUUCCAAACAGGUGGGAAAACUGGAAAGUUUACGGCAAUAACGGUUUCGUUAUUUUCGAUUUUGUUUUUUUGUUUAAUUCGGUUAAAAAUAUUCGUAGAUAUCUGAAAUGUUCACAGAAUAUUUAUACUAGCCUUUUAUAAAAAUGUUUCAAAUGUUUGAUCUAUUAAUAAGACCUUCAUCAUAAGUUGUACUUAAGGUAAAAAAAAAAAAUUAUCGAGCGCAGUAUAGUGAUUUUUUUCAAAUAUUAUCGAAAACCUUAAAAAUCACGGCAUCCCAAAACAUUGAAACCGAAACUUUGUUCAAUAUGGUUUUUGGCUAGCAACGAAUUACCGUUACUUGCGGAUAUAAUUCAAAUAACUCAACGUUAUUCAGCAAAUUAUUAUUAUUCAGAUUUCAUUUUUAUUCGUUAUUCAGGCUGUACCGCCUUUCGACGUAUAUUUAUUUAUUAAAAAUUCGCCAGAGAUGUUUUUUUAUGAAAAUUCUAUUUGUUGUCCCCAGAUGACAGAUGGUCCUUGAUGCCUAUCAGUUACGGUACGGCUCUGGCGGCGGGCGGCGUUGUGGUGGCCGGAAUCGUCGUGUUGUUAGCGAUCGCCGCUGUGGUCAGCCCGUUUUUCGGCUACAGACUCUGUCAGAUCUUCAGCACUUGCGACGUGCCGGUGAGCCCCGCGUACGCCGGUGACGCCUAUUCCCAGGGAUACGGCUCGUCCCAAUACCCGUCUUACCAGAAGAGGUGAGUUCAUUAUCGUUACCGUCGAAAAAUUGUUAAAAAAAAAAAAAUAAUAAUAAUACCAAUAAUAAUAGUAAUAAUAAUAUAAAGCUAUCCAAAUUAAAAUAAAUAUUAAUUCGCGAUAUGCAAUAUUUUCAAUUGUUGAAUUGUGAAUGAUUUCACAUUAAAAUAAUGCAAUACCUUGUGUAAAUUAUCACUCAUUUAAAACUUACUGGUUCAAUUAAAUCCGUUAUAAUUUUUCCAGGGCAUUUUUAUCCAAUCGUAUUUUUUUUCUUAAAAUUACAUUCGAAUAUUUGUUGAACAGCAUUAAUUCGUUUCGUUUUUUCAGUUUUAAAACUUACCAUUGUGCAAUUUAAGAAACCCUGAUUUUUAACGACCGUACCGAUUCUCCGACAACCGUUAUACAUUUAUUUUACGAUUUCAUUGAUUUUUUUAUUCAACGUUGAAAAUGUAUUCCGAUUCGGAUAUGCGAUAACAGGCGCCUUCGCGAAAUGUAUUAUCGAACCCGUUGUUUUUGGUCGAUUCAAUAAUAAUAAGUCAACGUCAACGGUUACGGAAAGUUUGACACGGUGAAAUUCCACGUGGAAAUUACAAUAACGUUGUAUUAUAGUUUAUACUGUCGUGUCACCAAUAGCCGACAGCGUGUGUGUUUACUACAAAAUAACAUUAUUUGUUUACUCGUAUUAUUUUUUUUUUUUUCUGUUGCGUAGAUCCAUCGAGUACGUCGGGCCGAUACUGCAAGCCUUGAACUCGGCCUACGAAAAGUACGGACACGGUGCCGCGCCGACCCCGGUGGGUCUGAACUCGAUGAAGAAAUUCAACGCCCAGUGA